Messenger RNA from Camellia sinensis, 507 nucleotides. NCBI's taxonomy places the organism in Eukaryota, Viridiplantae, Streptophyta, Magnoliopsida, Ericales, Theaceae. The record is from RefSeq and is a predicted model, not a curated record.
AUGGCCGCCCUUAAAAUCGGCCUUGAAAAAUUUGCCCCCGCCUUCUCCACCAUUCUCAAAACCCUAAAUCCUAACCUGGUCAUCUAUGACUUCAACCAGACAUGGGUACUAGCAACAGCUUCCUCGCUCAAUAUUCCCGUUGUUCUGUUCUUAUCUUUUGGGGCUUUGUUUAUUUCUUUUACUUUCCACCAUGUCUUCAAGAACCCCAAUGUCGAGUACCCAUUUCGGGCAAUUCAUCUUCAUGAGUAUGAAAGAAGUAGUUUUGAAUCCAUGCUUGAAUUCUCUGCAAAUGGUGUGAAAGAAAAAGAUCUUAUCUUCGAAUCCAUUAAACGAUCUCAGGAUGUCAUGUUGCUCAAAACUUCUAGAGGGUUAGAUGGAAAAUAUAUCGAUUAUUUCUCAGCAUUGGUGAAUAAGAGGAUUCAACCGGUUAGUACGCUUGUUCAAGAACCUGCGAAAGCGAAGAACGACUAUGAUGAUGGGGAUGGAGCGAUCAAUGGAAUGGCUUGA